AUGGUGCGUCUGAGGGAGAUCCCCCGGACGGCCACGUUCGCAUGGUCCCCCGGGGCCGCAUCGCCAUUUAUAGCAACCGGAACUCGCGCUGGCGCUGUGGAUGUUGACUUCUCCAAUGAAACGUGCCUGGAGCUCUGGGAUCUGAGCUUGAACAACCAGGAAGCUGGUGGGGAGCUGCAGCCGGUGGCUAAGAUCGAUACUGAUUCUGGUUUCAAUGACCUCGCAUGGACGGAAUCCGAAGACAAUUCACGGGGAAUCAUCGCCGGUGCUUUGGAGAAUGGAUCGUUGGAUCUGUGGGAUGCCGACAAGCUGCUUAGCGGAUCAAGCGAUGCCGUCAUGUCGAGGAAUUCCAAACAUUCAGGAGCUAUCAAGGCUCUUCAGUUCAACCCGAAGCAUUCGAAUCUGCUGGCUACCGGAGGCGCCAAGGGAGAGCUCUACAUCUCCGACCUGAACAACAUCGCGAACCCGUACCGACUUGGAGGCACCGCUGCCCGUGCCGAUGACAUUGAGUGUCUGGACUGGAACAAGAAGGUGCCGCACAUCCUGGUUACCGGUAGCAACGCGGGCUUCGUCACCGUGUGGGAUGUCAAGACGAAGAAGGAGAGCUUGACCCUGAACAACAUGGGCCGGAAGGCCGUUAGUUCUGUGGCGUGGGAUCCUGAGAAGCCCACCAAACUCGUCACGGCGACCCCUUUGGAAUCCGAUCCUCUGAUCUGCGUUUGGGAUCUGCGCAACUCUCACGCUCCGGAAAGGAUCCUUCGAGGCCACGAGUCCGGCGUGCUGUCGCUGUCCUGGUGUGCACAAGACCCCGAUCUCCUCCUCUCGUCCGGAAAGGACAAUCGCACUAUCUGCUGGAACCCGCAGACCGGCCAAUCGUACGGCGAAUUCCCCGUGGUCACGAACUGGACUUUCCAGACUCGCUGGAACCCUCACAACCCCAACUUCUUUGCGACCGCCUCGUUCGAUGGACGCAUUGCCGUCCAGACUAUCCAGAACACCGGCAAUGAAGCCGCUCAGACUAUUGCCGACCAGAACCAGGCCCUUGACGGAGAGGACUUCUUUGCGAAGGCGCAGACCCAGCCUCAGGUGUCGAGCUUCUCGCUACCCAAGGCUCCCAAGUGGCUCGAGCGCCCCUGCAGUGCCGCUUUCGGUUUCGGUGGACGAGUCGUCUCCAUUGGGUUGGCGGAGAAGGGCCAGCGUGCUUCGAAGAUCAAGAUUAGCCCCUUCGAGGUGGACGAGGCCGUCGGCAAGUCCACGGAGACCUUUGAGAACGCCCUGAAGGAGGGUGACCUUCGCAGCAUUUGUGAAACUCGCGCUUCGGGCGCAGCCAGUGACGAGGAGAAGGCCGACUGGAAGGUUAUUGAAGCGUUAAUCUCCAACGACCCCCGGAAGAGCCUGGUCGAAUACCUUGGGUUCCAAGACCAAGCUGAUGAGGCUGCCGAUUCAUUGGCCAAGCUCGGACUGGACAAGGAGGGAGAGGAGGAUGUCAACGGAGAGCCGGUGAAAGAGUCCCGCGGGUCGGGAGCCAAGAAGCACAGGCGCCUGCAAUCGAUGUUCGAUGCGAACCCUGAGGAGGACAACUUCCUGUCGGAUCUGGCUGCUUCCAAAGGAGCCAAGACCAACAACCCCUUCCAGAUCUUCAACGGUUCUGAAUCCGAUGCCGAGAAGGGUAUCACCCAUGCCUUGCUUGUCGGUGACUUCAACAAGGCCCUUGAUGUCGCCCUGAAGGAGAACCGCAUGUCCGAUGCUUUCAUGAUCGCCAUCUGCGGAGGUCCGAAGUGCAUCGAGAAGGCGCAGGAGCACUACUUCUCCAAGCAGACCGAGAGCCCCAACUACGUUCGCUUGCUCGCAUCGAUCGUCGGCAAGAACCUGUGGGACGUCGUGUACAAUGCCGACCUUUCCAACUGGAAGGAAGUCAUGGCGUCGCUGUGCACUUUCGCCGAGGAGAAGGAAUUCGCUGACCUCUGCGAAGCGCUGGGUGACCGGCUGGAGGAGCAGAUCCGGGCCACAGAUGACAAGGCCGCCCGCAAGGAUGCCUCGUUCUGUUACCUGGCUGGAUCCAAGCUUGAGAAGGUUGUCUCUAUCUGGAUUGAAGAGCUCCGCGAGAAUGAGCAGCAGGCCAUUGAGACCGCUUCUGAUGACUCUACAUUCUCGAUCCACGUGCGCGCCCUGCAGGGACUGAUCGAGAAGGUGACCAUCUUCCGCCAAGUGACCAAGUUCCAGGACACCGAGCGAACCAAGGAGUCCGACUGGAAGCUCGGUACUUUGUACGACAAGUAUAUUGAGUACGCUGACGUCGUGGCUACCCACGGUCGUCUGCAAGUUGCCCAGAAGUAUCUCGACCUUGUUCCGGAGAAGCACCCCGAGGCUGAAAUCGCCCGCAACCGCAUUCAGCUGGCUACGAGACAGGCUCCUGCCCAGCGAGUCCAGCAGCAAGUGCGCCCUGCGUCUAGGACGACCACCCCCAUGACCAAGCCUCUUCCUCCGGUCACGCAACCUAGCGCAUAUCAACCUCAGACCACCUUCUCACCAAGUGCUGCUGCUGCUCCCAACAUGUACGCGCCGCCGACGGCUGCUUCCAACCCCUAUGCUCCUCCUACUGCGGCCGCCGCCAAUCCUUAUGCUCCACCAACUUCCGCGGCUGCUCCUAACCCUUACGCUCCGUCGACUGCUGCUCCUGCUGCGAACCCCUAUGCUCCCGCUGCCGCGGCUACCCCAGCUCAGCCAAACCCCUAUGCCCCCGCAUCUGGUAGCAGCUACGCUCCCACGGGUUACCAGCCCACGGCCGUGCCUACGUACGGUGCUCAGCCAUUAGGCGGCGGCGUGCCUCCCCCGCCUCGUGCAUCUAACCAGUCUCCGGCUACCGUCACCACGUACACCACCGCAACCAACCUCCCUGCCUGGAAUGAUCUGCCCGAGGGCUUCGCAAAGGCUCCCACAUCCCGCCGAGCAACCCCUGCCGUCGCUGCUGCACCUGUCGCUGCGCCUUUCCCGAACCAGUCGCCUACUAUCGGGGGUCCGCCACCAGUAGGCGCCCCGCGAGCACCUUCCGUUCCACCCCCACCGAAGGGCUCCGCGCCUCCGCCCCGGGUGACCUCGCCCCCUUCGGCCCACCAGUCGGUGUCUUCGAUCCCGGGUGUGAUUCCGCCAGCCAACCCCUACGCCUCCCUGCCUCAGUCUCCUCCAACAGCCACCAUGGGAGUGCCGCCGCCAUCGCUUCCUCGCGGUCCCUCCCCGUACAAUGCGCCGCCGUCGAUGCCCCCACCCACGAAUCGGUACGCCCCUAGCCCGGCAGCUCAAGCAGCAAGCCCCCAAUUGCAGACUCGCGCACCUGUCCCUCCUCCUCCCCAGGCAGCCGCCUCUCCUUACGCCUCUCAGCCGGCACCAAUUCCUCCCCCUGUAAACCAGUACGCCCCUGGUGCGCCUCCCCCCAUGCAGCAGGCUCCUCCCCCGGCUGCGGGAUCCCGUCCUAGCACCGCUUCUUCGCAAAGGAAGGCCACGCCCGCUCCUCCCAAGUACCCCCCUGGUGAUCGCACUCACAUCCCCGCGGAUGCCAUGCCCGUCUACGAAAUACUGUCAGCGGACAUGCAGCGUGUCAAGUCCCGGGCCCCGUCUUCCUUCAAGGCGCAAGUCGAUGAUGCCGAACGGCGAUUGAGCAUCCUGUUCGACCACCUGAACAACGAGGAUCUGCUCAAGCCCAACACCGUUGCGGACAUGGCCGAACUGGCUCGUGCCAUUCAGGCUCGUGACUACGAGACGGCGCGAACGAUCCACAUCGACAUUAUGACCAACCGGACUGAAGAGUGCGGUGCCUGGAUGGUCGGUGUGAAACGUCUCAUCAGCAUGAGUCGCGCUACCCCGUAA
Messenger RNA from Aspergillus affinis, 3864 nucleotides. It is a transcript of the gene sec31, whose product is annotated as putative protein transport protein (SEC31). Gene Ontology annotation, molecular function: structural molecule activity; protein binding. Gene Ontology annotation, biological process: endoplasmic reticulum organization; endoplasmic reticulum to Golgi vesicle-mediated transport; intracellular protein transport. Gene Ontology annotation, cellular component: endoplasmic reticulum exit site; COPII vesicle coat. The transcript is spliced from 8 exons. Lineage: Eukaryota; Fungi; Ascomycota; Eurotiomycetes; Eurotiales; Aspergillaceae. The coding region runs from base 1 to 3864 and encodes 1287 amino acids. The record is from RefSeq and is a predicted model, not a curated record.